Molecule: messenger RNA, 1848 nt
Organism: Hippopotamus amphibius kiboko
Lineage: Eukaryota; Metazoa; Chordata; Mammalia; Artiodactyla; Hippopotamidae
Gene: NOAZFP
Product: zinc finger protein 330
Exons: 10
Coding region: 179-1141 (320 amino acids)
Cellular component (GO): nucleus
Molecular function (GO): zinc ion binding
Source: RefSeq, a predicted model, not a curated record
UCCGGCUCUCAGAGUCCGUAAGCAGCUCGGUCUGCCUUCUUCCGGGUUUAGUAGCUAUUUCCCUCCGGCGUCGUGGUCCGCGAGCUGCAUCUGCUCCCGCUGCGGGCCAGCCUCACGCCGUUCCCUGCCCCUCGGUCCCCGGAGUGAGCCCGGCCUCCCCGCGAGGAAAGAAGGGAAAAUGCCAAAAAAAAAGACUGGGGCGAGGAAGAAGGCAGAGAACCGCCGGGAACGUGAAAAACAACUAAGAGCAUCAAGAAGCACUAUUGAUUUAGCUAAACAUCCGUGCAAUGCUUCAAUGGAAUGUGACAAGUGUCAGAGGCGGCAGAAGAAUAGAGCAUUCUGCUACUUUUGUAAUUCUGUACAGAAGUUACCAAUCUGUGCACAGUGUGGGAAAACAAAGUGCAUGAUGAAGUCGUCAGACUGUGUCAUAAAGCAUGCUGGUGUCUACAGUACUGGCCUUGCCAUGGUGGGCGCAAUCUGUGACUUCUGCGAAGCUUGGGUUUGUCAUGGUAGGAAGUGUCUCAGUACACACGCCUGUGCCUGCCCGCUUACCGAUGCUGAGUGUGUGGAAUGUGAACGGGGUGUCUGGGACCACGGAGGCAGAAUUUUCAGUUGUUCUUUUUGCCAUAACUUUCUCUGUGAGGAUGACCAGUUUGAACAUCAAGCCAGCUGCCAGGUUUUAGAAGCGGAAACAUUUAAAUGUGUUUCGUGCAAUCGGCUUGGCCAGCAUUCCUGUCUCCGUUGUAAGGCUUGUUUCUGUGAUGAUCAUACAAGGAGCAAGGUGUUUAAGCAAGAAAAAGGAAAACAGCCUCCCUGCCCUAAAUGUGGACAUGAAACUCAGGAAACUAAGGAUCUUAGCAUGUCAACACGCUCCCUGAAAUUUGGGAGGCAGACUGGAGGUGAAGAGGGAGAUGGAGCUUCUGGGUAUGAUGCCUAUUGGAAGAACCUUGCAUCUGAUAAAUAUGGUGAUACCAGCUACCAUGAUGAGGAAGAAGAUGAGUAUGAAGCAGAGGAUGAUGAAGAGGAAGAAGAUGAAGGUGGAAAGGAUUCAGAUGCUGAGUCAUCAGAUUUGUUUACUAAUUUGAAUUUAGGAAGGACCUAUGCCAGUGGCUAUGCUCACUAUGAGGAACAAGAGAACUAGGGAAGAUGCUUGCCCACCAGUGACCUUGUCUGAGGAGAUGGAAUGCGUGUGCUUGUUAAAUCGUGUGUGGAUGCUCAGAAGUAUGUACUGUCACUUAGCCUUGUGUGAAAGACUAGUCACACUUCCUAGGGCAAGGAGUAGGGCAUAGCAUUUUAAUAGGAACUGAUAAUCAGGCUUCUAGCAUAAGAAAAAUGAGUUUCAAAUGUAAGGUGUUUAUCAAUCCAAGCAAUUGAAGCACCAUGGAUUGGAUUUUUACUGAUUUCAGUAAUCUAGUAGGUUUGCCAAUGAAAUACAUAUACAGGAUAAAGGAAUAGGAUGGUAAUAUAUUCAUUUGAAAUUAAAUUGCUGUUUUUAUUAAAAAACACUGCUUAUAAAAUCAUCCUGUCUGAUUUUGUAAAAUGUAAUGGGUAAAAUGAAUUAUUGUAUUUUUCCUUGUUUGUCUAAAAGGAUAAAAGUCAGAUGUUAUAUGCUAAAUUUUCAUUAAAUAUUCAUGUUAUCUUAAGUAGUAACAUAUAUGUUUUAGCAGUUGACUCAUUCAUUUCUUUCUUCACAGCGUGUGUCCUGAACAAAACUUCUUAUUUAUGCUUAAAUGUAUAGACAAAGGUGACUAUAUGUCCAUUUUUCAGAGGCACAGAAUCAGUAUUAUUAUACAGAUGUUUUACCCAGGAGAUUUCAUUUCUCUUUGAAUAAAUCUAGUAUCUCACUUA